Messenger RNA from Nerophis lumbriciformis (worm pipefish), 495 nucleotides. The record is from RefSeq and is a predicted model, not a curated record. Lineage: Eukaryota; Metazoa; Chordata; Actinopteri; Syngnathiformes; Syngnathidae.
AUGUUGAAUGAAAGUGAGUUCGCAACCCUGAGAAACCGUUUCCGAAAAGAUGCCGAGCUAUUAAUGCAAGCCAAAGGCACUUUGGCCGACGAAGAUAAGUGCACAGGAGAAAAGGAUGUCAAACCUCUUCCUCGAAUUAACAAGCAUUCUGUUUUCUGGAUCGUGGCAGCGAUUGGUGUUACCCAUUAUGCGGAUUUCUUUAGCCACAUCAUUGUAAAUGAUGCUAUAAAGAGUUGGUGGUUUAAUGUGGGCCUGCUGCUCCUGGGGAUUAGCCUGUGUCUCGCCACAUUUUGUAUUGGCUACCUGGAGUGGUUUAAAGGAAUUGUGCACUAUGACCAAGAGUACCCUGCAAUCCCUCCCAUUACCACCGCUGCGUUUAUUGCUGCAUCAUUCAGUUUCAACAUUGCUCUUUGGCCAGUCUGGUCCUUCUUCACUCCGCUUAUCCUCUUCACGCAGUUCAUGGGUGUGGUGAUGCUGAUUUCUCUUCUUGGAUGA